UAGCGUUUGUAUGUUCUAGCUCUGGGGUGAUUUGAAUCGUUAGGGAUGUUUAUUUAAGUUCUUCUAUCUUCCUCUCCCUCCUUCAUUUAAACCACUCCCACACCUCACAUUAUCCCCCCUUCUCCUUGAGUUUCUGUCAUCCAUUUUCUUUCCAGAGCUGGAGGUCCAAUGGCCUGUCUUUCCAAAUCACCUUCAGCCCAAGGAAGGCGGCUGUUUGAGCUGCUGGAAGAGCAGCAGGAGCCUUUUCUGCUCGAAGUUUACCUUCUAGAGAAUGGGUAUUCUAAUAGGGUCCUGAAGUCGCAGGCUGCAAGCAUGUGUUGGCCUGGUGGUGCAUUCCAGAGGCUGCAGAGGCUUAGCAGUCAUGGUCUCAAGAGGAGAUGUGGGUUCCUUAGGUGCAUCCUCACCAAGGUUUUGUAUGGGAAGGCUGCCAAGAAGGCCUUGGAUUGGGACCGCAAGGCGCCUGAGAAUGGGAGAUCGAGUUUCUUCGAUUGCUUCACAGAAAUGGAACGCAAGAACCAUGAUGUAGAACCUGGCGGCAGCUUCUCAUGUCCCAGAGGCAGUGGCAGUGCCAGAGAAUUGGAUGGAGAUGGUCAGUGGAAAUGCAUGGAGGUGGAGGAGGACUUGGAGCAGCACAGUCCUGUUUCAGUGCUAGAGCUGCGUUCUUGUGAAGGCUCCCCCGCUCACAGUCGCAAUAAAGAAGAGAACAAAUCGACAUCUAGUCUCGAUUCGACAGCAGAAGCUUUAGACAUGAUCAAAGAGCUUCUCGAAGCUGCUUGUUCUCCUUCCUUCAAUCAGUUUGCUAAAUCAAACAAAGUGUUGCAUCAGCCAGAGCAGCUGCUGCUGGAUUGUGUGAGGGAGGUGGAAGAAAAGAUCUGUGCUUCCCAUGAGUCUUUGAGCCCUGAAAUGACCCGAAAAAUCAUCAAUGAGGAGAUCCUUUCAUGGGAGAUGCAAAAAGGAGAUUUGAUGAGGAUAAGCAACUUGAUAUUUUCAGAUGUGUCCAACUCGAUGAGGGAGUGGAAUCGCUUUCGGUCUCAGAUGAGAGAGAUUGUUAUUGAAAUAGAAGCUGCCAUUUUUGAAGAAAUCACGGAAGGCUUUGUCUUGAAUUUGCUGGACUUCCCUUGUACAUAUGAAAAGUUUUGAUUCUAUAUAUAAAAUAGAAUUAUUUUUCAGCAG
Phoenix dactylifera (date palm) is the source of this 1173-nucleotide messenger RNA. RefSeq lists its product as uncharacterized. The record is from RefSeq and is a predicted model, not a curated record. NCBI's taxonomy places the organism in Eukaryota, Viridiplantae, Streptophyta, Magnoliopsida, Arecales, Arecaceae.